Phaeoacremonium minimum UCRPA7 is the source of this 1896-nucleotide messenger RNA. RefSeq names its product putative coproporphyrinogen iii oxidase protein. The transcript is spliced from 3 exons. Gene Ontology annotation, cellular component: cytoplasm; mitochondrial intermembrane space. NCBI's taxonomy places the organism in Eukaryota, Fungi, Ascomycota, Sordariomycetes, Togniniales, Togniniaceae. Bases 1 to 1896 code for a protein of 631 amino acids. The record is from RefSeq and is a predicted model, not a curated record. Gene Ontology annotation, molecular function: coproporphyrinogen oxidase activity.
AUGGCCAUCGAGGACCCCCUUCUAUGCGACCUCACAUCGCUCGCCGAGAAGGAUGAGCAGACACGCCGCGAGUCGAAAGUGUCGGAGAACUCGCCGAUGCGGCUCCGCAUGGAGAAGUUCAUCAAGGAGCAGCAGCAGGAGAUUGUGCGGGCGCUCGAGGAGAUAGACGGCAAGAAGUUCCGCCAGGACGUCUGGCAGCGCAGCGAGGGCGGCGGCGGCAUCACCUGCGUGCUGCAGGAGGGCAACGUCUUUGAGAAGGCCGGCGUCGGCGUAUCCGUCGUCUACGGCAACCUGCCCAAGGGCGCCAUCGCCAAGAUGCGCGCCAACCACAAGAACCUGGCCCCCGGCGAGGAGCUGCCCCAGAGCCUCGAGUUCUUCGCCGCCGGCCUGAGCAUGGUCAUCCACCCAAAUAACCCCAUGGCGCCCACAGUGCACCUCAACUACCGCUACUUCGAGACUGCCAACCCUGACGGCACUUCGGGGGCGUGGUGGUUCGGUGGCGGCGCGGACUUGACGCCCAACUAUUUGUUUGAUGAGGAUGCCAUCCACUUCCACAAGACGCUGAAGGACGUCUGCGACAAGCACAACAAGGACUACUGGCCGCAGUUCAAGAAAUGGUGCGAUCAGUACUUCUACAACAAGCACCGCAACGAGAGCCGGGGUGUGGGCGGUAUCUUCUUCGAUGACCUGGAUGAGACCGUUGCCGACAAAGAAAACACCUUUGCCUUCAUCUCCGACGCCCUGCGCGCAUUCCUGCCCUCGUACGUGCCCAUCAUCAACAGGCGCAAGGACAUGCCCUUCAAUGAGAAGGAGCGCGAGUGGCAGCAGAUCCGCCGGGGCAAGUACGUCGAGUUCAACCUCGUCCAUGAUCGAGGAACGGCCUUCGGCCUGCAGACGCCCGGCGCGAGAGUCGAGAGUAUCCUCAUGAGCUUGCCCGUGACGGCGAGCUGGAAGUACAUGUAUGAGCCUGAGCCCAAGAGCCGGGAGCAGCGUCUUGUAGAUGUGCUGAGAAACCCCAAGGAGUGGAUGUCCUCGUCAGCACCCCUCCCCACGCCCCGCCAGCUGCUCACAUCCCUCCUGAACGCCAUCGGCGACGUCCCCGUCCCGCCACACGAUGCGGAAGGGACAAGGCCUCCAGCGCAGGGACACACCAGCCUGGACAAGCCCGCGUCCGCGUCCGCCCACCCGCUGCGGCUCAUACACCCCUCCCGCCGGCCGCUGUUCGCCACGCUGCACGUCCUCUUCCCCGCGCUGCUCCUGCCCGCCCUGGACCUCUUCGAUCGCCGCCUCGUCACGCGGCUCGUGCUGCCGCCGCGCAAGGGGGAGGACGCCGGCGCGGGGAAGCCGCCGGCGGGAGACGAGGGCGUCGGUCAAGAGCAGCAGGCACAGCGCCAGGCACAGCGCGAGAGCCUGCCGCGGUCCGUGUAUCUCGUGCGCUCCGCCCAGACGACCACCACCGCGCGCAGACCGUACGGCGGCGGCGGCGGCUUCGCCACCACGACGGAGACGCCCACAGGCCAGGCGUACAUUGUGCACGCCGAGGCGUGGAACUGCACGUGUGCUGCGUUUGCGUUUGCGGCGUUCCCUGCUGGAACGACGGCUCCGGCUGCUGCCGCUGUGCGCGAGACCGGGAGCAGUAAGGGGGCAGAUGGUGGCCGUGCCCGAGAGGACGCCGAAGGGGAGCCGAGGCCAGAGGAUCCAGAUGGAGAGGCAGGCUGGGAGUUUGGCGGCCUGAGCUCUGACGGCUUGGGCGGAGAUGGGAGCGAUGGCGUGCCCUGCUGUAAGCAUUUGCUCGCCUGUGUGCUUGCGGAACGCUGGGCGGGCGGCUUGGGGACGUAUGUGGUCGAGAGAGUGGUCACAAAGGAAGAAAUGGCGGGUAUCGUGGCAGAUAUAUGA